Molecule: messenger RNA, 2508 nt
Organism: Suhomyces tanzawaensis NRRL Y-17324
Lineage: Eukaryota; Fungi; Ascomycota; Pichiomycetes; Serinales; Debaryomycetaceae
Gene: CLA4
Product: serine/threonine protein kinase
Exons: 1
Coding region: 1-2508 (835 amino acids)
Biological process (GO): regulation of MAPK cascade; protein phosphorylation; intracellular signal transduction
Cellular component (GO): cytoplasm
Molecular function (GO): ATP binding; protein serine/threonine kinase activity
Source: RefSeq, a predicted model, not a curated record
AUGACCAGUAUCUACAACAGCGACAUCAAGCACUACAGAAGGGCUCCUCCGCCUCCGCUAGCCGCCCAGAACCCCAUAAAUAACAACAGCACCAUCCUGCUCAGCAUCAACUCCAACAAGCGCCAAUCCGGAUGGGUCCACGUCAAAGACGACGGCAUCUUCACUUCCUUCCGCUGGAACAAGCGCUUCAUGGUCAUCAACGAUAAGACGCUCAAUUUCUACAAGACGGAGCCGAUCACCAACAGCAACACUCCUGGCAUCAACGAGUCUCCCGACAUCUCGUUUCCCCUCAACUUGAUUGGCAGCAUCCAGCUCAAACCGUCUACAGGCUACACCAAGACAGCGCAGUCGUUCGAAAUCGUGCCCAAGAACAAUGGCAGGCUGAUCUUGAUCCUGGUCAAGGCCAACAACGACUACUUGGACUGGAUCGAUGCGUUCACCACCAAGUGCCCGUUGAUCCAGGUGGGAAACGCUCUGAGCAGCGCCACCAGCAACGCCACUGCCACCACGCUAGCCAACGGCAACGCUGGGGUGUCGAAUCCCAUCAACUUCACCCACAAGGUGCACGUAGGCUUCGAUCCAGCCUCGGGUAACUUCACAGGGUUGCCAGACACCUGGAAGAGUCUUUUGCAGCACUCGAAAAUCACCAACGAGGACUGGAAGAAGGACCCAGUGGCAGUCAUCGAGGUGUUGGAGUUCUACUCCGACAUCAACGGGGGGCUGGCGGCGUCCACGCCGUUGAUGUCGCCUGCCGUGGGCAUGAAGACGCCUGCUGCCUUGCACGAGUGGACGAAACCGCCCUCCAAGGGCAUCCAGGGCCCCACCGGGCCUCCAGGACCUCUCCAGACGUUGCAGCAGCUGCUGCUGCCAGCCUCUAGCCAGCCGCCCUCUGCAUCGUCCCAGACCACGUUCGUGCCCAGUCGAGCCGCCCCCAAGCCACCAUUGCCCUACCAUUUGACCUCGCAAAAGGCUGCAAGUGGCAACUCCAUCUCGCCCCUCAACAACUUGUUGAACAAGUCCGACGCUGGCGAUGCUAGCGAGCUCACGCCUACCAGAAGAGCGCCUCCUCCUCCCACUGGUGCUGCUGGUAGCAAUAACGCUUCCAACGCCUCCAACGCCUCCAAACCGUUCAAGCCGGCUGUACCUACUGGUCUAGGUAUCACCACUCCUCCAUCCAGCCUGCCUGCGCACCCCAAGCAGGUGCCUCCACAGUUGCCGCUGAACAAGGUCCAUCCUGACUUGAAGAUCCACACUGGCGCCAACUACAACAACUCCAACAAGUAUACCCCUACAGGAACGCCCACCAACCAGAACUUUAUCAAGCCGUUUGGCUUGGGGGCAAAGCUGCACCAGCUGCCUGUGCAGAAGCACCACGACGCUGGCUCGGGCCAACAGGCACCCAAGGCAGGCAUUAAUAUCAAACCACUCAACGUUGCCACCAAAGCAUCGCCUGCGCAGGCCAAUGACGCUCCUAUCAAACCACUCCAGCCUCGUCCAAAGGAGCUGAACGAGGGACCCAAGCAGCUCGCCACAGGACCUGCUCCCGUCAAGUCUGCCAAGCAGUUGAAGAAGGAACGGGAGAGAUUGAAUGACAUGCAAGUGAUCGCCAAGUUGAAGACGGUGGUCAACAACAACGACCCCACGCCAUUGUUCAAGAUCAUAGAAAAGGCAGGACAAGGUGCCUCGGGAGCAGUGUACUUGGCUGAGCUGACGGAAAACCGCCAAAAGGUGGCCAUCAAGCAGAUGGACCUUAACGUGCAGCCCAGAAAGGAGUUGAUUAUCAACGAGAUCUUGGUGAUGAAGGACUCCCAGCACAAGAAUAUCGUCAACUUCUUGGACUCGUACUUGCGAGGCAACUCCGACUUGUGGGUCAUCAUGGAAUACAUGGAAGGAGGCUCGUUGACGGAAAUCAUCGAGAACAACGACUUCAAGUUGAGCGAGAGACAAAUUGCAACCAUCUGUUUUGAGACCUUGAAAGGCUUGCAGCACCUCCACAAAAAGCAUAUUAUCCACCGUGAUAUCAAAUCAGACAACGUGUUAUUGGACGCCAAGGGCAAUGUCAAAAUCACCGAUUUCGGUUUCUGUGCCAAGUUGACGGACCAACGCAACAAGAGAGCCACCAUGGUGGGAACUCCGUACUGGAUGGCCCCUGAGGUGGUCAAACAAAAGGAAUACGACGAAAAGGUCGAUGUGUGGUCAUUGGGGAUCAUGACCAUCGAGAUGAUCGAGGGUGAGCCUCCAUACCUUAACGAAGAGCCAUUGAAGGCACUUUACUUGAUUGCUACUAAUGGUACUCCCAAGCUAAAGAAACCUGAGGCUCUUUCCAACUCCAUCAAGAAGUUCUUGUCGAUCUGUCUCUGCGUGGAUGUGCGCUAUAGAGCAUCCACCGAUGAAUUACUCGAGCACUCCUUCAUCCAGCACAAGUCUGGCAAGAUCGAGGAGUUGGCUCCUUUGUUGGAGUGGAAGAAGAACCACGGCUCCAGCAUGCACGAUGACGAUGCCAUCUAG